This is a messenger RNA of Lodderomyces parapsilosis, 831 nucleotides long. RefSeq lists its product as uncharacterized. The coding region runs from base 1 to 831 and encodes 276 amino acids. The transcript has a single exon. NCBI's taxonomy places the organism in Eukaryota, Fungi, Ascomycota, Pichiomycetes, Serinales, Debaryomycetaceae. The record is from RefSeq and is a predicted model, not a curated record.
AUGCUCAAAUCAAUAGUCACUUUGUUUUUCACCUCAGUCAUGGUGUCAAACGCCAUCGACUGUUCAAUAAAAGAGCUUCAGCCAUAUAAUUUCGAAAGUAUCAAAGGAACUCAUUCAUUUUCCACAAUCAAAAGCACCCCACCAACCAGAACUAAUGUGACAUGGACUUUUGGUAUAUGCGAGCCUGUAUCCAGUGAUAAAAAGAGUGAUUUGCAAAAAUGUCCACAAAAUUCUGAUAUCUGUGGUAUAACGUCGAUUUUGCGCGAUAAUGAAGAGGCUAUCAUAUCAGAGAUUAUUGGUUUCAGCUCAAAUCUUCAAAAGCUGUUUGAACCUUUGGGCGAUAAAGGUGAAGGUGGAAUCAAAAUCACCUACUCAAAAGUCAAUUGGGGUGAUUCUUUAGUUGAUGCUGAAAUCAGCUUUGUUUGUGAUAAAUCAAUAAAGGAGAACCACGAGUUCAAAUUGGAUAGUUGGAAUGGAGAGGUGUUGAAAGUUUCAAUGAAAUCCAAAGCAGCUUGUAUUACCAGUGAUAAUGAUAAAAAGAAGAAUAACAACGAUAAAAACAAAAAUUCAGAUAAGAAAAAAGAUAAUGGUGAAUCAUGGGGUUGGUUCACUUGGAUCUUUAUCUUUUUGGUGUUGUUUUUGAGUAUUUAUAUUAUUGGUGGAGCUUGGUUUCAAUACAACAAGGGCAAUGCCAUUGACUUCCAAAGUGCACUUAAAGAGGUCCUUGAAAAUUUCUUCACAUUGUUGCAAAGCUUACCCGGUUUUAUUAGAGAGAUUCUUGAGAAGUUCGUUGGCAGAGGCAACAAUCGAGGCGAAUAUAGUGCUGUGUAA